UUUUAUCUUUGGUCACUCUAAAACAGAAAAACAGAAACGCAGCUGCAAAUUUUUUAAGAAGUUAUAAAAUCCACGCAUUGAACACCACAAGCACAACUUGAGAUGUCUUACCAGCUGUACCGCAACACCACUCUGGGCAACACCCUGCAGGAGAGCCUGGAUGAGUUGAUUCAGUAUGGUCAGAUCACGCCCAACUUGGCUUUCAAGGUGCUGCUGCAGUUCGACAAAAGCAUUAACAAUGCCCUAAACCAGAGGGUCAAGGCCCGGGUUACUUUCAAGGCAGGCAAACUGAAUACUUACCGCUUUUGCGACAAUGUCUGGACUCUGAUGCUUAACGAUGUGGAGUUCCGCGAGGUACACGAGUUUGUCAAGGUGGACAAGGUGAAAAUCGUGGCCUGCGAUGGCAAGAGCGGCGAGUUCUGAUCACUUAGAGAGUUUCCUGAAAACCAUUUACAUAGAAUUAAGGUUCUUAGCUGAUAAGAUGGCCGUGCCCUGACCGCCGACCGUGUGAUGUAGAAGAAGCAUUGCAAGAAAUACACUGUUAUUCAUAGUUCCAUUUGA
This is a messenger RNA of Drosophila bipectinata, 561 nucleotides long. It is a transcript of the gene TfIIA-S, whose product is annotated as general transcription factor IIA subunit 2. Lineage: Eukaryota; Metazoa; Arthropoda; Insecta; Diptera; Drosophilidae. Gene Ontology annotation, cellular component: transcription factor TFIIA complex. Gene Ontology annotation, biological process: RNA polymerase II preinitiation complex assembly; transcription initiation at RNA polymerase II promoter. The record is from RefSeq and is a predicted model, not a curated record. Gene Ontology annotation, molecular function: TBP-class protein binding; RNA polymerase II general transcription initiation factor activity.